This is a messenger RNA of Parathielavia appendiculata, 1449 nucleotides long. RefSeq names its product Intradiol ring-cleavage dioxygenase-like protein. The record is from RefSeq and is a predicted model, not a curated record. The coding region runs from base 305 to 1210 and encodes 301 amino acids. NCBI's taxonomy places the organism in Eukaryota, Fungi, Ascomycota, Sordariomycetes, Sordariales, Chaetomiaceae. Gene Ontology annotation, biological process: catechol-containing compound metabolic process. The transcript has 2 exons. Gene Ontology annotation, molecular function: ferric iron binding; catechol 1,2-dioxygenase activity.
UUCGGCGGGGAAACUAUGGAUGCCACAUGGUCCGCAUCCUAUCAUGUUGCCCGGAUUCACGAUCCGCGGCAAGAUGACACGCUGUAGAGCAAGACCAGGUUGAGGCGACUGCCGGAUUCGUGGUAGGUCUAUAUAAUAUGUUGACCUCAAUCAAGUUGUUCUGUUCCGGCCAUCUGCUUCCUAUUCCUUCAUCAUUCUGAUCAAAACCUCUUCACUGUGAUACCCGAGCAUUACCGAUCCGUCUUUCCAUACCUUACCUUCUCUUACAUCCCAACGCCCCACGACAACUAUCACAAUCCUCACAAUGGCCUCUGACAAGCCUUCUCACCGGUUCGACCCUAACUUUACCGACCAGGUGGUGAACGGGAUGGGUCCCAACACGACGCCCCGCAACCGCCAGGUCCUGGGCGCCCUGAUCCGCCACAUCCAUGACUUUGCCCGUGAAGUUGAGCUCACCAUCGACGAGUGGAUGGAGGGCGUCAAGUUCAUCAACGCCCUGGGCGAAAUAUACGUCAAGAGCAACAAGACCCGGAACGAGGCGCACCGCAUUUGCGACGUCAUCGGCCUCGAGUCCCUCGUCGACGAGAUCGCUCACAAGAUUGUCUCCGAGUCCGGCAUGGACCCAACCUCGUCGUCCAUCCUGGGACCCUUCUGGUCGCCCAACGCGCCGUUCCGCGAGAUGGGCGACGUCAUCUUCCAAGACGGCGUGCCGGCCGGCGGGCGCGUGGUCAAGAUGCACGGCGUGAUCCGCGACAUCACAACGGGCCAGCCCAUCCCCAACGCCGUCUUCGACAUCUGGCAGGCGUCGGCCAACGGCAAGUACGACUUCCAGGACCCAGAGAACCAGACGCCCAACAACCUGCGAGGAAAGUUUCGCGCCAACGCCGAGGGUCGCUACUGGUUCUACUGCCUGCACCCGACCGCCUACUCGCUGCCGCGCGACGGCCCGUCGUGGCAGCUUCUGACGCUCAUGGACCGCCACCCCAUGAGGCCCGCCCACAUCCACAUCAUGGUCACCCACCCGGAUUUCCAGGGCUGCACCACCCAGCUGUACCCCAGCGACGACCCCUGGAUUAAGAGCGAUACCGUCUUUGCCGUCAAGGACGAUCUGGUGGUCGACUUUAAACCCAUCCAGGGGGAUGACAAGGCCGUGCUCGAGCUCGAGUACAAUGUCAAUCUGGCUCCAAAGGGAUACAAGGGGAAGCUCUGAGACGCCGCCGGGGCUUUGUGGGGAGGUUGGGGGUUUCUCUGUACAUAUAUUUGUCACGUAUAUACCCGGCUUUUUGGAUAAGCGGUCUAACUGCCCGGACGGGGACGGAGGUUUACUCAUUGCGGGCUGGUUAGCGAUGCUGUCGUAUCUGGGUUGGAUACAUUUGCUUGUUCUGUUUUGUGUUGUUAUCUGCAAUGAAAAGCUUGAAAAGCUACGAACAGUGGCACGUGAUCCCUGUG